Molecule: messenger RNA, 999 nt
Organism: Synchiropus splendidus (mandarinfish)
Lineage: Eukaryota; Metazoa; Chordata; Actinopteri; Syngnathiformes; Callionymidae
Product: UPF0193 protein EVG1-like
Exons: 7
Coding region: 109-690 (193 amino acids)
Source: RefSeq, a predicted model, not a curated record
UUUAAAUAUUCCAUUCUUGUUUGUGUUUGUGAGGAACAGAGCAACACAGUUUUCAAUGGUUUCAAUGUUCAAAAUUAUUGUGCGUCUCCAGAUUAUUUUCUGGUGUAGAUGGAGAAUUCACAGCCUGCAGUCACAAGUGGGCUGAGAAGCACAGUGCGAAAAGUCCAGUACAGCCAAGGAACCCUCGACAUGCUGAACUUGAUGAUGCAAGAAAAGCAUCUCACUGUCCGUCAAAAGCAACAGAUAAACAAAUGCCUCAAGAGUGGCGCAGCGCUACCACGUGAGACAGUCGCUCCUUCAGUUCCUCCUCAACCGAAACCCACUAAACGCGCGAAGACGCGGCCUCAGGCGAAGCGCAGCGCGGCAGCGUGUCGCCGCUGGGUCACAUCUACGGAAGAGCCUCCGCCACUUCCUGCUCCUCGGAACUGGGAGGAGGAGAAACUUCGGCUUCAAACCAUCUUCCAGGCGGGAAAAGAAGCGCCACGUCGUGUUGCUCAGAUGAGGCCAGAAGUGAGCGGUGAACGCGUGAGGAUUGAGGAAGUUCUGGACGCAGUCCAGGAGCGGAGGCAGUUCCUGGCAGACAUGGCGGCUCUGGGGCAGGAGCAGCGCUACAGCCACAUCAUCAACAAGCAGAUCGCGCAGAAACUACGCGAACUGAAAAUGUUGGAAAAAGAAGACAGACUGAAAUAAAGAUGGGAUGAACCUGAAGAUUCCUGUGGGACCACGACUGCGCCAGAGAGACGACGGUUUAUUUAUUUUUGUUUUAUUUUUUCAUUGUGAGUAACACAUACAUUAUUUUGGAGAUCACCGAUAUGUCUUUUUUUUCUUUUAUUUGUGACAGAUAAUCCAAUUAAAAUUAAUCAUCCGCUCCUCAUGGCUUCGUAGUGACAUGAAAUCAGUUUAAAUCACAUUUUUAUAUUAUUUGUUUUAUUUUAUUUAUCUUUGGUGGUUAUAUAUACACUCGUCCUCAAAAUAAUUUAUACCCAAGCUAACUUUUUU